AUGGACAAGUUGGCGGGUACUCGUAAAAUCCUUGAGGAUUCAUUACGCCAAAAGAACUGGUUUACUGAUCUCUUGGAGAAAGCGGAAAAAAAGACUAAUGUUGAUCGCCUGUACAUUGUUCUCGGGGGUGCUCUUGUGAUAUUCCUUUAUCUAAUUUUCGGUUAUGGAACCAGCUUUCUUGCCAAUCUGAUUGGAUUUAUAUAUCCUGCAUAUAGAUCCAUUAAAGCUCUCGAGACAGCUGACAAAGCAGAUGACACCAAGUGGCUUACUUACUGGGUUGUGUUUGCAGCAUUCAGUGUUGUUGAGUCAUUCACUGAUAUAUUCUUUUAUUGGGUGCCGCUAUACUCAUUGCUGAAGUGUUCAUUCUUCCUAUUCAUGAUGAUCCCAACCUCACCUAAUGGGUCGAUACUUAUCUAUCAGAAAGUUAUCCGACCCCAUAUAUUGGCACACGAAAAGGAUAUUGACAAGAUAAUCAACGAGGCUGCUGAUUUAGCUGGUGAUUUUGGAAAUGCUGCUAAAAAGAAGGCCGCUGAAGUAGUAUCUCAAGAACUCAUUGGAAAAAAUGAAUAA
Molecule: messenger RNA, 570 nt
Organism: Trichobilharzia regenti
Lineage: Eukaryota; Metazoa; Platyhelminthes; Trematoda; Strigeidida; Schistosomatidae
Source: the annotation of a GenBank genome assembly